CUUCCCCGUCCCUGCAUCUCCCUCCCACCCCUUCUACUCGGAGGUGGAGGAAACGGGUUCCCUAUCGCAUGUGCAUGUGUCCGUGGAGGGGGGUGUGUGCGUCUCCUUGUAUUUAGCGUUUAUUUAGCACUGUUUUCAUGUCGGUUCGAUGACAGCAGCAGCAAGAACAACAACAAAGUUGCUCUAAAACAAAUGUGAUGGGAGGGAGCAGCAGAGCCGUCCAUGGCGGGGUAGAGACGAGCUUUUACCCCGGCCCCACGCGAGUUUAAUUGCAAAAAACCAAACUGGUUUUCCGUGCGGACGGGGCGACUUUUUCCACGUCCAGCCGGACUUUCUGCCUCUCUCCAGACUGCUGAGCUGUAAAUUGAAAGGAAGAUAAUUUCUGCUUGUGGAAGAAAAGAAAGGUGAAUAACCUCAAUGGAAGACUCUCAGGAUCUAAGUGAACAGUCAGUGAAGAAGCCGUGUCCAGAGUCCGAUGGUUCAGAGCCGCAGAAUCCCAGGUCUAUGGAAAUGCAGGAUCUAGCCAGUCCUCAUAAUCUUGUUGGAAGUAGUGAUGCACCAGGUAGUUCCAAAUUGGAUAAAUCUAAUCUCAGUAGCACAUCAGUCACAACAAAUGGAACAGGAGGAGACAACAUGACUGUGUUAAAUACUGCAGACUGGUUGCUGAGUUGCAGUACUCCCUCCUCUGCAACAAUGUCUCUUCUUGCAGUCAAAACAGAACCCAUGAACAACAGUGAAACAGCAACUACGACUGGAGAUGCAUCGCUUGACACUUUUACUGGGUCAGUAAUAACAAGUAGUGGCUACAGUCCCAGAUCAGCGCACCAGUACUCUCCACAGAUAUAUCCCUCCAAGCCCUAUCCGCACAUUCUUUCUACACCAGCAGCUCAAACAAUGUCUGCCUAUGCCGGACAAGCGCAGUAUUCGGGAAUGCAGCAGCCCGCGGUGUACACAGCCUACUCACAGACAGGACAGCCCUACAGCUUACCCACCUACGAUUUGGGUGUAAUGUUGCCAGGCAUCAAGACGGAAAGUGGGCUCUCGCAGACCCAAUCUCCUCUGCAGAGCGGGUGCCUCAGUUACAGCCCAGGGUUUUCCACCCCACAGCCAGGCCAAACACCCUACUCCUACCAGAUGCCAGGUUCUAGUUUCACACCAUCGUCCACUAUUUAUUCAAACAAUUCUGUUUCAAAUUCUACAAACUUCAGUAGUUCACAACAGGAUUAUUCUUCAUACACAGCUUUUGGCCAAAAUCAGUAUGCACAGUAUUACUCAGCAUCAACAUAUGGUGCAUAUAUGACCUCAAACAACACGGCUGAUGGUACUUCAUCAUCAUCAACCUACCAAUUACAGGACUCUCUCCCUGGCUUGGCUAGUCAACCAGGUACAGAUCUACAUUCAGGAGAGUUUGACACAGUGCAGAGCCCCUCCACGCCAAUCAAAGAUCUUGAUGAGAGAACAUGUAGGAGUUCUGGGUCAAAGUCUCGGGGUAGAGGGCGGAAGAAUAAUCCAUCACCCCCUCCGGACAGUGACUUGGAGCGUGUAUUUGUUUGGGAUUUGGAUGAAACAAUCAUAGUUUUUCAUUCGCUGCUUACAGGAUCCUAUGCACAGAAGUAUGGCAAGGAUCCACCCAUGGCAGUGACCCUUGGACUACGAAUGGAAGAAAUGAUUUUUAAUCUUGCUGACACACAUUUAUUUUUUAAUGAUUUAGAGGAAUGCGAUCAAGUUCAUAUAGAUGAUGUUUCUUCAGAUGAUAAUGGACAAGACCUAAGUACCUACAGUUUUGCAACUGAUGGCUUCCAUGCAGCUGCAAGUAGUGCAAACCUUUGUCUGCCAACAGGUGUAAGAGGAGGGGUUGACUGGAUGAGGAAGCUGGCUUUCCGUUACAGAAGAGUAAAAGAGUUGUAUAAUACUUACAAGAACAACAUAGGAGGACUUCUGGGUCCCGCUAAAAGAGAUGCUUGGUUGCAAUUAAGAGCAGAGAUUGAAGCUCUGACAGACUCCUGGCUAACAAAUGCACUUAAAUCAUUAUCAAUUAUCAGCACAAGGAGUAAUUGUGUAAACGUGCUGGUAACAACAACCCAGCUUAUCCCAGCACUUGCAAAAGUUCUGCUAUACAGCUUAGGUGGAGCUUUUCCUAUUGAAAAUAUAUACAGUGCAACCAAAAUAGGCAAAGAGAGCUGUUUUGAGCGUAUAGUGUCCAGAUUUGGCACUAACAUAACUUAUGUUGUGAUUGGAGAUGGCCGAGAUGAGGAACAUGCAGCUAAUCAGCACAACAUGCCUUUCUGGAGGAUAUCCAGUCAUUCGGACCUCUUGGCUCUCCAUCAAGCACUGGAACUAGAGUAUUUGUAACUGUGUUCUAAAGCUGGUGAUCCUUUUAUAUAUACAUAUAUAUAUAUAUAUACACACACAUACAUAUAUAUAUAUAUAUAUGUAUACAUAUUUCAAGUACACUGAAUUUUUAUGUGUGAUUCAAUGCCUCUGGCUUUACACAUAUGAAUUGUCUUAAGAAGGGAAGAAAUAUUUGGAAUUAAAAAUUCCAAAUGGAAGAAUUCAGAUUGCUGAAUGGAGUUAAAACAUUAGUGCUACGUAAGAAAGCUCUAUGGUCUUAUAUAUGCAACGUUUUUAAAUGAUUUGAAACUGUGGAGGUUGCUGGUACACACCCAGUGAGCCCUGACAGGAGUGAACAAAGGACUCGAACUGGCAAAGCACCAAAACGCAUUUUCCAGCCAACAAGGUGGUGUUCAACAACAUUCCUCAAAAUGGGAUAUAUUCUCAGCACUGAGGUUUGAACCAGACUUUAGCCUACCUAACCCAAAAAAUCUGAAUUGGAAUGCACUCAGACUGUAUAAUGACAAUCCUGUCUAGACAUGUAAUUUGUGUAAAUUAUUGAUGAAAAUAAUUUACUGUGACUUUAUUAGCAGCUGAUUUUGGAAGUGGAUGCAAUUUUUCUUUCUUUUUUUUUGGGGGGUGGGGGCAAGGGAGGG
This is a messenger RNA of Camarhynchus parvulus, 2987 nucleotides long. It is a transcript of the gene EYA4, whose product is annotated as EYA transcriptional coactivator and phosphatase 4. The record is from RefSeq and is a predicted model, not a curated record. Gene Ontology annotation, cellular component: nucleus. Lineage: Eukaryota; Metazoa; Chordata; Aves; Passeriformes; Thraupidae. Gene Ontology annotation, biological process: multicellular organism development; positive regulation of DNA repair; negative regulation of extrinsic apoptotic signaling pathway in absence of ligand. The transcript has 20 exons. Gene Ontology annotation, molecular function: protein tyrosine phosphatase activity. The coding region runs from base 418 to 2352 and encodes 644 amino acids.